Messenger RNA from Sceloporus undulatus (fence lizard), 1994 nucleotides. RefSeq names its product cytochrome P450 2G1-like. Gene Ontology annotation, molecular function: heme binding; oxidoreductase activity, acting on paired donors, with incorporation or reduction of molecular oxygen, reduced flavin or flavoprotein as one donor, and incorporation of one atom of oxygen; iron ion binding. NCBI's taxonomy places the organism in Eukaryota, Metazoa, Chordata, Lepidosauria, Squamata, Phrynosomatidae. Gene Ontology annotation, biological process: xenobiotic metabolic process. The record is from RefSeq and is a predicted model, not a curated record. Gene Ontology annotation, cellular component: cytoplasm; intracellular membrane-bounded organelle.
GGGCAGAUAGCCACUUUCUGUCAAGGGAGGAGAACAGGCAGCAAACCGAACCAUGGAGUUGUCUGGUGCCUUCACCCUCUUCCUUGUCCUUUACCUAUCCAUCCUUCUUAUCUUCACAGCCCUAAGGGAUUAUCGCGAAAGAAAACGCUCCCCCCCCGGCCCCAUCCCUUUGCCUUUCAUUGGAAAUUUCAUGCAGCUCAGGUCCACCGAACUUUUAAAAUCUCUUCUCAAGCUGCGUGAAAAAUACGGCCCUGUGUUCACCGUCUAUUUUGGAACGCGUCCGGUUGUGGUCUUGUGUGGACAUCAGGCUGUGAAGGAAGCCCUGGUAGACAAGGCAGAUGAAUUCAGCGGAAGGAUAGCCAACGCUACUGUGGAUGACACCUUCCAAGGAUACGGGGUGACUUUUGCCAAUGGGAAUCACUGGAAACAAAUGCGUCGCUUCUCCCUUACUAUCCUGAGGAAUUUUGGAAUGGGGAAAAAACCCAUCGAAGAGCGAAUCAAAGAGGAAUCCCAGUUCCUGCUGGAAGAAAUUAGGAAGACAAAUGGGAAGCCCUUCAACCCCACUUACUACCUCAACCGUGCCGUCGCCAAUGUUAUCAGCUCCAUCCUUUUUGGGGACCGCUUUGACUACAAAAAUGAGUUGUUUCAGUUCCUCACAGUAGCAUCGAAUGAAAUCUUCCGAAGAAUGAGCACUGGUUCUGGACAGAGGUUCGACGUCUAUUACAGCUUCCUGAAGUAUUUCCCAGGACCCCAAACCAAGAUCAAUGAGCUCCUGAGACAGGUUAGAGCCGCCAUUUCCCAAAAGGUGAAGAGCAACCAGGAGACCCUUGACCUCAACUGCCCACGGGACUUUAUUGACUGUUUCCUCAUCCAGAUGGAAAAGGAAAAAGACAACCCAUCCAGCGAAUUUACCAUCAAAAACUUAGAGCUCAACGUCCUGCUUCUUCUCUUUGCUGGGACAGAGACAGUCAGCUCCACCUUGAGAUUCGGGCUUCUAUACAUGAUGAAAUAUCCCGAAAUCCAAGCAAAAGUGCAUCAGGAAAUUGACCAAGUGAUCGGCCGGACCCGUCCCCCAAACAUUGGCGACCGGACCCAAUUGCCGUAUGUGGAUGCCGUUGUCCAUGAAGUGCAGAGGUUCAGUGACCUCCUCCCCUUGAAUCUGAUCCACAUGGUUACCCGGGACACUGAGUUCAGAGGCUACAAGAUUCCAAAGGGGACAGAAGUCUACCCCCUCCUCAGCAGUGUCCUCUUUGACCCCACCAUGUUUAAAAACCCCUACACUUUCAACCCAGAGCAUUUCCUGGAUGAGAACGGACGUUUCAAGAAGAACGAUGCUUUUCUGCCAUUCUCCUCAGGGAAGCGGGUCUGUCUGGGCGAGACUUUGGCCCGCAUGGAGCUUUUCAUCUUCUUUGCCACCAUCAUGCAGAAAUUCCAGUUGAAGCCCCUUGUGGCUCCCAAGGACAUUGACCUGACUCCUCACGAGGUUGGAUUUGGGGCCAUCCCACCCUACUACCAGCUCUCCAUGAUCCAACGCUGACCUGGGAGGCCCGGCCAUAAGCGCUCUUGGACUAGCUUUAUGCUUGAGCUCCAUAGGAUUGAAAGCUUUGCUCUCCGUCUCUUUCCUGACUCUUGCGCAGAGAAUUUUAAAGAUGGCUUCCAUAUUCAGAUUUCACCUCCAGAUUAUAGCUUCUUGAAGUGACCCGCAGUUGUAAUCCCAGGUGUGGAGCAGAGGGACUUUUGACUUGUUACAUCUUGACCUGUCUCAGAAUUCUGAUGCCUCUUGAAUUGUCUCUUUCUUUCUGUGUGUAUGUGUGUGUGUGUGUGAUUGUACACUCAUGUGUGAAUGUCUGUCUGUCUGUCUAUGUGUGUGUGUGUGUAUAUAUAUAUAUAUAUAUAUAUAUAUGUAUGUAUAUGUAUAUAUUUGUCUUAUAUAUUUAGGUGGCUUUAAGCUUUGAGUUGCCUCAGAAUAAUAAAAUUUACAAUAAUACAUUUAA